This is a messenger RNA of Colletotrichum orchidophilum, 492 nucleotides long. RefSeq lists its product as uncharacterized. Lineage: Eukaryota; Fungi; Ascomycota; Sordariomycetes; Glomerellales; Glomerellaceae. The transcript has a single exon. The record is from RefSeq and is a predicted model, not a curated record. Bases 1 to 492 code for a protein of 163 amino acids.
AUGCCUCCCAAACCAGCCCAGUUCGGUAGAAUCGGCCUCGUUAUUCCACUCUUCUACCGCGUAUUCUUCCUAGGCAUCGAGCCCGUGUCUGCUCUUGUGGGCGCCUACUAUGCGCACGUUCGACCCGAUGACUACCUACAACUCACACACGCCGUCUCCAAACCCGAAAUCAUCCCUCAAGGGACGUCCAUCGUCCUUUCCCAGCUCGCAAACCUCUACCUACUCUUCGCUCUCAAUGAGGCACUCGUUCUUCGCUCGACCUCGGACCUGCGCGUUUGGAAGACUGUCUUGUUUGUGCUCCUUGUCGCCGACAUUGGACACUUGUACACAGUUCGGAGCUUGGGACCGGGAGUUUACUACAACUUUGCCAAGUGGAACGCCAUCGACUGGGGAAACGUCCCGUUCGUCUACUUCGGUGCCUCGAUGCGAAUCGCGUUCCUCGCAGGCGUCGGAUUGAGCGGUCGACCAGCACCUGCAAGAAAGGAACAGUAG